CACCCUUUAGUCUGCUAAAAAAACACUCAAACCCUAAAAAAUCUCACUCUCAGUGAGAUAGAGAGUUUCAGAGCGAAAGAAAGAGAGAAAGAAAGUCAGAAAGUUUUUAGAUUUCUAGAGAGAGAGAGAGAUGGAUGCGAUAAGGAAGCAACUCGAUGUGUUAAUGGGAGCGAAUCGAAACGGCGACGUUCGUGAGGUGAAUCGCAAGUACUAUGAUCGUGACGUUUGUCGUCUCUAUCUCGUCGGACUUUGCCCUCACGAGCUCUUUCAGUUAACGAAAAUGGAUAUGGGUCCUUGCCCAAAGGUUCACUCAUUGCAGCUGAGAAAAGAAUAUGAAGAAGCAAAAGCAAAAGCGAUUGAUAACUAUGAGAGAGACCUGGAGGAUGUUAUAGAUAGGCUCAUUCUUGAGUGUGACAGGAAAAUUACUAGAGCUCUUAGACGCCUUGAAGCUGAAGAUGCAAAGGCUGCUAUUGCAAUUUCUGUCUCUGAGGUUACACAGACACCUGAGGUACUUGAGCUAUCUAAGCAGAUCAAGGAGAAGUUGAAAGAAGCUGAUCAAUAUGAUCUUGAAGGCAAAACAGAUCUUAAGAUUCGAGCUUUGGAGGUAGUAGAAGAACUGAGAACCAAAAGAGCAGACAAACAGUCCAUGCUUCUCCUGGAUGCCUUCAAUAAGGAUAGGGCAUCUUUACCUCAACCCCUGCCAAACCCACCACCUUUGGCUCCCUUGCCUGUAAUUACUCCUGAUCCUCGUACACAAGAAAUGAUAAAUGAAAAGUUGAAGAAGGCUGAGGAUCUUGGUGAGCAGGGUUUGGUUGAAGAGGCACAGAAGGCAUUGGAGGAGGCUGAAGCGCUUAAGAAGUUACCUGCCCGACAGGAGCCUGCUCUGGAUUCCUCCAAGUACACUGCUGCUGAUGUGCGGAUUACUGAUCAGAAGUUACGUGUUUGUGACAUUUGUGGAGCAUUUUUGAGUGUUUAUGACAGUGACCGCCGUUUAGCUGAUCAUUUUGGGGGGAAGCUUCAUUUAGGUUAUAUGCAGAUCCGCGAGAAGUUAGCAGAGCUUCAGGAAGAGAAAGAAAAGAGCCGAAAGGUUGAUCGGCAUGAUGACAGAAGAUCAAAAGAGCGAAGUAGGGACAGAGACAGGGAACCUAGCAGGGAUCAGGAACGUGGAGAUAGUCGUGAUCAGGGAAGGGAUUAUGAUCGUAGGAGCAGAGAUCGUGAUAGAUAUCAUGAUCGUGAACGUGGAUAUGAUCGGGAUCGUGACAGAGAUUCUGAUCGGUCCCGCAGUUAUGAUUCAAGAAGCCGCCGCAGGUCACGCUCACGGUCAAGGGAACGUUCCAGGGAUUAUGAUCGCCACAGGCGUUACGAUCGGUACUAGACGGUCCUCACUGUGGAGCAUGCGAUUGAAAAUGUGUCUGUCUAGGUCAGUGUUAAAACUCAUGUAGGGGAAAGAUAAUUUUUUGUGUUUCUCUCUAAAUUUUUAGGAGAGUUGAGCUGUUAAUUCUCCUGUGAUGGACAUAAUGACAUUAUGCUUAGGUUUUUUCAACUUUGUGUUUGAGAGGUAUGCUCAACACUUAUUUGACUUGAAUUGAAUUUCUACUCAUAUUUGGCUGUAAGUUAAGUAAAUACUGCUGCUGUAGUGAGAUAUGGUUUGUUGUGUUCACUUUUUUAAGUCGGUCAUUUUACUUGAAUAGUCAGGUGAAAUGUGAUGUGAAUCAUGUUGGGUACCAAUCCAUAUUAAAUAGCAACUCAGGACUAAGAUCUUUUUGGGACAAAUUGUCAAUAAAAAAAAUUUGAUUUCCUCGUUCA
Molecule: messenger RNA, 1806 nt
Organism: Quercus robur (English oak)
Lineage: Eukaryota; Viridiplantae; Streptophyta; Magnoliopsida; Fagales; Fagaceae
Exons: 13
Coding region: 131-1375 (414 amino acids)
Biological process (GO): mRNA splice site recognition
Cellular component (GO): U2-type prespliceosome; U1 snRNP
Molecular function (GO): mRNA binding
Source: RefSeq, a predicted model, not a curated record